This is a messenger RNA of Carassius carassius (crucian carp), 2953 nucleotides long. Its product is annotated as PX domain-containing protein 1-like. The coding region runs from base 613 to 1377 and encodes 254 amino acids. Gene Ontology annotation, molecular function: phosphatidylinositol binding. Lineage: Eukaryota; Metazoa; Chordata; Actinopteri; Cypriniformes; Cyprinidae. The record is from RefSeq and is a predicted model, not a curated record. The transcript has 5 exons.
GUAUGGAAACUUAAAUUUGUCAUUUUGUUUUGAGGAUAUCGCUCAUUUUAACAUCCUUCCUGUUAACAUCCUUUAAAUCGUGGGUCUGACAUGUAUUUUCUUUGACACGUUUCACCUCGAGCUCAACUUUAUGCAAACGAGCAGUGAUACGCUGUUGCAACAACCAAUGAAAUUGCAGCUAGUGACCUGCCGCCUGAUGCAAUUGGAUGCUGCGGCAGAUUAGAAACGCCUACUUGCAUUCAUCAAGAAGAAUAAUUUACUAGAAGAACUCCAUCGAUUUAAUCGAUGUGUGAACGCUCCCACUUGAGAAAUUCUUAAUUUUGGAAGUGCGUUCACAGGGAAUGUAGGCAAAUGGGGCUGUCAGAGCUCAUUGUCUGAAGGCGAAGAGAAAAGCGGAGGAGUUUGAAGUUUGUUCAGUUUGUGUCAGAAGAUUUGCGAGUUGCUGUCAGAUAAUAAACCUAUUCUAUUUUCGAUGGAAUAUCCGCCGUUUUAUCAACUGUACCUUUCCUUUUUUACAGCGGAACACAUUUCUUAUUUAGUAUUAUUUAAUUUAGGUUAAAAUAUAAUUACUAUUUAAUGUGUGUAUGAUACGACUCCGUUGCGGCUGUUAAUAUGGAGACCUUUUCUCAGAUGACAGUGAAUGACUGUUGGGUCGUUGGGCUCGAGCGCUUCGCUUUUGGUGCUGCUGGAGAAGAAGAGGAGUUUUUCGAGAUUAGGACUGAAUGGUCUGAAAAAAACAUAACAUAUCUGCGAAGGAGAUAUUACGAUCUAGCAAAACUUGUUAAAAAUUUAAGUAUGUCAUUUCCAGAUGACGGAGGACGUUUGUCUCAAUCAAUGAUGCUUAAGGCACUACAGCGGAUAAAAGAAGCAGAGGAAAACAAUAACGUUAAAACGAGGUUGGAUGAAGUGGAAAAAUUACUGAGAAAUAUAAUCAAAAUGCCACAAAAGUUCUCUCACUCUGAGGCAGUUCUUACAUUUUUCAAGAGUUCUCCUCUUGACUACACUUUGAAAACCAUGUAUGAACCAAUCCAGCCUCUCUACCUGAGUCCUGUCACUAUAGCUGAUGUAAGACGGGCCAAUGGGUUUUGUUUGGCCAAUACAGAAACUGUUCUUUUUGAUCCGUAUUCACUAGCACAAGGAGCAGAAACAUCAUCAAAGUACAGCUCUGAGACUGAGUCUCAGAUGUGGACUGGAAUGAGAAAUCCAAAUGGGAUCAGAUGCGUCAAGGAAACUGUUCACAAACCUGGCAAGGGCUUCAUGACUGCUGGUACCCCUGGAAGCAAAGACACAGACUAUCAACCGAAAUUAUCACAGAUUACCACCAGCAACAUGACCUACCUUGACCUACAAGCCUGUGAGACAGAUAUUCUUGAAUAACAUAAUGCACUUGACAAUGUAAAUACAGCAUUCUAGUGUGGAAGUCCACAGAAACAUUGGUUUUUAAGGCUUAGUCUGUAAGGAUAAUAUUUUUUUAAAUAAAAUAAUACAUUUCUAAAGAUUUCGAAAAAUUGAUAUGAAUAAUAUUUUUUUAAAGUUAAGAUUAACUGUAAUAUUAAUUAAAAAAGUUAACCACACACCUGAUUAAUGUUCUUUGCUAGCAUUUACAAGUCAUAUAAAAUGCUUAGUUGAUGAGUGUUAUCUCAAGGUAAUUUAUUGUGAAUGAAGUCAACCAAUUGUGGAAAAUGCCCUAUAAAAAUGUGUUACACACUUUCAAAACGUAUUGAUACCAUCAAUUGGUUGUGUUGGAGGUAACGCAUUACAAAAAACGCAAAUUACGUAAUCAGAUUACUAUUAAAAAAAUAAAAUAAAAACUAAUAAAGCAAUGCAUUACUUUUAAAUUUAUAAGACAAUUUCUGAGAUACUUUUUCAAAUAAGUAAAGCAAGUUACUUUGUUUUGCAUUUAUUCAUUGUCAACCACUCCUGCCCCCGUGUUGAGAGAAAUUGGGAUUGAGGUGCAGAGGCACUUCCUUCAGGCUGUGGCUUAUUAGUUUUUUGGUGUGAAAGAGCCUUUACUGUUGCCAAAAAUACAUAUUUUUUUAAAUAAAUAAAUAAAUAAACAAGCCCAGCUCAGGUGACAAAAGUAAUGCAAAUAAUGAAACAUUAAUUUCCAUAAAAGUAAUGCAAUUGUUUACUUUUUUUAUGGAGUAAUGCAAUAUUGUAAUGCAUUACAUUUUUUAAAAGUAACUUUCAUCAAAUCUGUAUAUGGUUGUUGAGUAUUAAAUAUCAAAACCUUUGGAACAAAUGGUUUCCACUCUUCUGUUAAGCACUCAAAUAUGUCUAUGAGAAUCAGACAUUUGUCAGUGAGGUCAGACACUGAUGAGGACUGGCUUGCACUCAGCAAUUCUGUUUAUUCCACAGGUGUUCAAUGGGGUUCAUGUCUGGGCUUUUGUGUAGGCCUGUCAAGUUCUUCCUCAGUAAAUCAUUAAUUUAUGGGCAUUGCAUUGUGCACAAAGGGGGCAUUGUCAUGCUGUAGGGGAAAAAGGCUCUCUCCAAAUUGUUGCCACAGAUUUGGAAGCACACCAUUCUAAAGAAUGUCAUUGUAUGUCAUUUGAGUAUUUUUAGAUUUCUUUCUCCCUCUGGAAUUAAAGGGCCUGGCCAAACAGUUUGCUCAUUAACUAGAAACGGCAUGUUCACAUCCUUUUUGCCACUUACUAAACUCUAUAUCUAACUAUAUUCAGUUUUAAUACUGACUGCUAAGACAUUCAUUUAUUUUUCUUUUCUUUUUUUUUUUUUUUUGCCAAGUCCUUAUUGUGAAAAAGAUUUAAGGCUAUUGGCUGAUCAUUAUUUAAAUGGAAUAGGGAGAAUAAUUUCAGUCCACGUUCAGGUCAGUGAGCAGUUCCCAUAAUGAUGGAUGUUAAUCAGUCCUUAUUGGAACAGUCAUUGUGCUCCACUUUGACAUUGAAUAAAUAGAUUUGGAUCACUGCAUCCACUCAAACAAUCCAUACACCCCUUA